UAGACUCUUAUUGGGCCUGUUAAGGCCUGAACCAAUGGAAGCUAAUAAAGACCCAAGAGAGAUAGCUUGAGACACACGAAACAACUCAAAUAUACACGUUCUUGUUUAUCUUGUAUAAAAGUUGUGUACGUAAAUACUACAUAAACCCAUCAUUUUGUACGUAUUGUGUAAAAAAGCUACAGAAAGUGAAAUAAAUCUAGGAUCGAAAUGUAUAUAAUAAAGUCACGGGUUGGUAUUUAUGUCCAUGAAAACGAACUAAGAAGAGGACCCAUAUUUUUUGUAUAACCAGUUUUGCCCUCUCAUUUACUAAAACAAACCGUCAUAACAUCGAUUCAUGUGCAUCUUCUGUGUUGCAUUUAAAUCCCAAUUUGCUUCCACCAAAUAUCUUCCCUCUCUCGUUUUUAAACUUUUCCUUCUCCAAGAACACUUCUCACUUUCUCUCUCUCGCUCUCUCUUGGAAACCAAAACAAUGACGACGACGACUCACCUGAAUCGUCUGAUCUUGAUCUCUCUUUUUUUAGUCUUUUUCCUUCUCAAAACCUCCACCGCUUCUUCAACCGUCGUCGAAGGAAACAGAACAUCAAGAAACUUCCGUUACCGAACUCACCGAUUCGUCCCGAGGGUUAACCACCACCCUUACCACGUGACUCCUCACCGUUCGUGCGAUUCCUUCACUCGUCCGUACGCGCGUUCUAUGUGCAUUGAGCUUCAGAGAAUCCACCGUAGCAGUCGGAAGCUGCCACUUCUUUCUCCUCCUCCUCCAGAGAUUGACCCAAGGUACGGUGUCGACAAAAGACUCGUCCCCUCUGGUCCAAACCCGCUUCACAACUAAAACCCUACCCUCAAGUUUCUAUAUAUACAUAAUAUACAUAUAUACAGAGAGACAUUUGUCACACAUUUUCUAAUUAACACAUUUCUUGGCGUUUCUUGGACUUGUUCUCGAGAGAGAUUUGUGUAUUUUAUAGAGUUAUUUCUUCUUGGUCUUCUUUGCGGAAAUUUCUUAUUUCUACUCUCUUGAUCUUGUAAUUGAAUCCUACGUUAUGGGGAGAUAUGUCCACGCUUGUUUUUGGGCUUUGUAGAGUGUGGAAACAAUCUUGGAAAUAGUGUAUUUUUGCAAGGGCUUUCUUUUUAUU
Arabidopsis lyrata subsp. lyrata is the source of this 1133-nucleotide messenger RNA. Its product is annotated as CLAVATA3/ESR (CLE)-related protein 9. NCBI's taxonomy places the organism in Eukaryota, Viridiplantae, Streptophyta, Magnoliopsida, Brassicales, Brassicaceae. The coding region runs from base 335 to 832 and encodes 165 amino acids. The record is from RefSeq and is a predicted model, not a curated record. The transcript has a single exon.